This is a messenger RNA of Onychomys torridus (southern grasshopper mouse), 723 nucleotides long. RefSeq names its product melanoma-associated antigen B3-like. Gene Ontology annotation, cellular component: nucleus. Lineage: Eukaryota; Metazoa; Chordata; Mammalia; Rodentia; Cricetidae. The record is from RefSeq and is a predicted model, not a curated record. Gene Ontology annotation, biological process: negative regulation of transcription by RNA polymerase II.
AUGGUAGCAAGAAAGGUAGUGGUGCUCUUACAGCACUUGCUCCACAACUUCAAUCUGAAGAAGCUUACUACUAAGGAAGACAUGCUGAAGCUUAUCACCAAGAAGUAUGAAUACGACUUCCCUGAUCUUCAGAAAGCCUCUCAGAAGCUGGAAGAUGCCUUUGAGGUGGAAGUGAGGGAAGUCAACUCCAGUGAGCCCUCAUACAACCUCAUCAGCAAGCUGAAGCUCCCCAACAAUGGGAGGAUUCGUGCUGGCAGAGGCUUUCCCAAGACUGCUUUCGUGAUGUGUGUCCUAGGUAUCAUCCUCAUUAGGGGCAAUUGUGCCAGUGAAGAAGACGUCUGGAAAAUCCUGAAGAAGCAGCAAAUCUAUCCAGGGAAGAAGCACCGCAUCUUUGGUGAGCCCCAGAAGCUCAUGACCCAUUAUUUAGUGAAGCUGAAGUACCUGGAGUACAGGCAGGUGGCAGGCAGUGAUCCCCCACACUAUGAGUUCCUGUGGGGUCCCCAAGCCUAUGCUGAAACAAGCAAGAUCAAAGUCCUGGAAUAUUUGGCCAAGAUAAACCAAACGACACCUAGUGCCAUCUCUGCCAUUCAUGAAGAGGCUUUGAAAGAUUACCAAGGACAAACAGAAGCCAGAGAUGAAGAUGAUUCCGAUGCCACUGACCAAACGAGUGAAGAUUCCUCAGUAAAAUUACCAGCAAAUUCCACUGUCCCCGUUGACCCUUAA